Molecule: messenger RNA, 2865 nt
Organism: Thermochaetoides thermophila DSM 1495
Lineage: Eukaryota; Fungi; Ascomycota; Sordariomycetes; Sordariales; Chaetomiaceae
Exons: 5
Coding region: 1-2865 (954 amino acids)
Biological process (GO): mitotic G2 DNA damage checkpoint signaling; double-strand break repair via homologous recombination
Cellular component (GO): Mre11 complex
Molecular function (GO): protein binding; damaged DNA binding
Source: RefSeq, a predicted model, not a curated record
AUGUGGAUUCUCGAGAGUGAGCUGUUUGAUGGCAAAAGGCUCUGGCUGCGGCCUGGUAAGACGUACCUUUUUGGACGUACUGUCGCUGAGGCCGGCCAGCUUACCAUCUCCGACAAGACCGUCUCGCGGAAGCACCUCACCAUCCACAUCGACAAUGUUCCGGAAGGCGGUGGCCGAAACCUCCGGUCGCGGUCGAAUGUCAUAGUCGAGGACCUCGAAUCGAAGAAGGGCACGCUGGUGAACGGCGUCCAGAUCCGGGGGCAGAAGACGACGCUUACCGAGGAUGUUAACGAAAUCAAGCUUGGGUUGUGCCCCAAGACACUGAAGAUCCGGUGGCACCCCAUCGUUCUCAGCUUCUCCUUCACGUCUAAAGAACUCCGCGCCGACCCCUGGACCAACCUACGCGACAGCCUCGAGCAGCUCGAUAUCAAGUACUCAGCUGAGUACGAGCCUACAACCACACACGUUGUUUCCAAAAAGCGAAACACAUCUAAGGGCUUACAAGCCCUGAUCAACGGGCGAUACAUCGUCACAGACAGCUUCAUCAACGCAAUCGUCCAAGCAACAGAAAUCCCCGAAGGCGAGGAGGGCGCGAGCAGCGCACUAGAACAGGACUUUGAGGCCAAUUGGCCCAACCCGCUUGAUCAUUUGCCUCCGAGGGGAGAGGAACCAGGGAAUCAUACGACAGAGACAUACGCUCCAGACGCGCGAAGGCAGGAGGUGUUUGAUGGGUAUACAUUCAUUUUCUACGAGAAAAAGCAGUACGAUAACCUAUUCCCUGCCAUUUCUGCUGGUAAGGGCAAGGCUUUACUUAAAGAGGUUGUCCCUAAUCGGACGAGGGUUGAUGAAUUCGUGCGGUACGUCAAAAGCGUUGCGGGGGAAAAGGGAUUGGGGUCGUUUGAGGAUGGGAGCGAGGGGAAGGGGGUUGUGGUUGUGCGGUAUACCCCGAAAGGGGAGGACUCUGCGUGGUAUGCGGAGUUCUUCACGAAGUUCGCGCAGCAGCUGGACCAUAGACCGAUUGAUCAAAAGGAGUUUUUGGAGGCGAUUCUGGCUUGUGAUGCGUCGAUGUUGAGGAGGCCUUUGGAGGCGAUGAGCCAGCCUGUUUCGGUGUCGGCGUCUGUGGAGCCUCAGAGUAGCGAGAAGGUUAGGCCUGCUGUCGAAGACCGCAAGGAGGUCGAGCAGAGCGCCCCGAAGCAGCUGCAACCUUCGGCAGAGGUCCCUGCGACGGAAGAAUCUGCCCCAGCACCGCACAGACGUGAGAGACGAACUGGUCGCAGCCGGUUUAAGGGGUUCGAUUUUGAUGAUGACGAUAUCAUCAUAGAGACACCGCAAGCACAGUCUUCAACGCAGGUACCAGCGCUCCCCCAGGUCCCGUCUGCGUCACAGGACAGUUUGUUUGUCUCCCAGAGGGAGCCAAGUCUUGCCCCUUCGGAGCCUAUGCUGGAAGAAGAGGCACCUUGCAAUACCCGUACCACUCGUCAGACGCAUCGCAAGCGUGUGUUAUCGCCGCUCCCGGAGCACGAUAAUUCUGCUCUGCUGGACGAGAUCGCGCCAAUAACAGCAGCAGUCAAGCGCCGGCGCAUCGAAGCCGGGCAAGAUCCUGUCCCCCCUCUCCCUGAACCUGAACCCGAGCGAGAAGAUGAAGAUGUUGAAAUGGUCGAGGAAUCGCCCCCUCGCAAGGGCAAGAAGGGCGCUGCAACCACAGCCAAGGGUAAAGGAAAGAAGAUUAAACAAGAGGAUGAAGAAAAUGUCCUCGAAUUAGCCCGGCGCCGCCGCGAAGAAGCCGAAGCCGCAGCAGCCGCCGAACGCCAGCGUCUCGCCCAACUAGGAGACGACGACAUCGACUAUGCGGCCAUCCGCCGGCUGCAUAUCAUCGAAGAGAUUGAAGUUCGUCAACCGGAGCCUCAUGGGCCUAACCGUACCCGGGAGCAGGAUAUUGCGGAUGGGAGGUGGGAUCCGAGAUGGAAUGGAAGGAAGAAUUUCAAGAGGUUUAGGAGGCAGGGCGAGACUGGGGUUAGGAUGCCGGUACAGAGUGUGAUUGUGCCGUUGGAGGAGGUCAGGACGAAGGAGUACGGGAUUGGGGAUGAUUAUUGGCUCGAGGAUGAGGAGGGGAGAGUGCCGAGGCGACCAAAGGAGACGCAGACGCAGGAGCGUUCUACGAUCGGGAGUGUUAGGGAUGGGAGUGGGUUUGCUGCUGCUGCCGCGAGUGGGAAGGGAAAAGAGAAGGAUAAGGAGAACGAGAAGGAGGUUGGGAGGCCAGGUAGUUCAGCAGCAGCAGCAAAGCAGCGUUCAAAACCUGCUCCUCGCCGGACAGUCCUCACCCUCGACAGCAGCGACGAAGAUGAAGACGAACCCUCACCCCACGCACCCGGUAUCGACACCAUCUCCGACUCCGAGCCCGAAGUCGUUUCCUCCUUCCCCUCUGUCAUCCCCGCAUCCGAGCCGUCCCGCAGCCGUGCCGCAAAAGCAGCCGAGAGAGCCAAUGCCUUACGUUCAAGCGCACACAGCUCUCAAUCCCAGACCCAGCAACACCGCGAAUCCCAACUCUCGACCGGCUCUUCCAAGAUCCAGCUUACCCUCGCCCCUGGCUCAUCCUCCCUGUCCUUCUCCAGAUCUGGUACGGCGGCGGGAAGGAAUGAAAAUGGGAAGAGGCCUUUUGGGUCAUUUGUCAGUGGGGAGUCAACUGCCUCUGGGAGGGGGAUGUCUGUGGAGAGUGGGAGUGUUAGGGGGGAGAGUGCGAGUAAGAGGCAGAAGCAAGGGUCGUCGGGAGGAGGAAGUUUCUUGGCGACGAGGAGGAAGGAUGAUGGGAGUGAGGAGGAGAGCGAGGAUGAUGAGCUGAAGUUUAGGUUUGGGAGGAGGAGGUAA